Molecule: messenger RNA, 1773 nt
Organism: Oncorhynchus gorbuscha (pink salmon)
Lineage: Eukaryota; Metazoa; Chordata; Actinopteri; Salmoniformes; Salmonidae
Exons: 6
Coding region: 329-691 (120 amino acids)
Source: RefSeq, a predicted model, not a curated record
GACUGCAAAUCCGUUUUUUUGCAACUUUCUUACAAAUAGCCAUAACUGUAUCGUUUGUCAGUUAUACAAUAACAAACGCAACGGAAUUUGUUGCAAAAAAACCCGACAAUAUUUUGUAAUGUAAUUUUGUUUAUAUUUUUUGUCUCAUGAAGUUCGAUUAUCUAGACCGGACCAGACAGUGAGCCAGACGGAUAGCACCUCGAUUGCUUAUGUCUGAGAGAUGCAGAUGUCCCUGAUGCCGGCGCCUGUCCUUUGAAGCUGGUCGAACGCCUAAGAACCAAUACAGGCAGAACCAUGAACAGAUCCUGUAAAAAAUGGUCAGCCUGUGAUGUGUGUGGGUGAGGAGAUGGGCUGCACCUCAGCCAAGCAGGUGUUGGCCGUGCCCAGUGGUGAGGAGGGCCGCAGUAAAGCCUACAGCAAUGGGGAUGUUCUUUCUGAUGAGUACAAGAAAGGUGUGGCAAGUGUGAAGUAUAUAAAUAGAGAAGAGGACAGACUAAACAACUGCGACCAGGACAGCACGGAGAAUACUGCCCUGCUCACCACGGUCCAACAAACAGACGACACAGGAUCAAAUGGCAAUGGGAAGACACAGAUUCAUUCUUCAGAGAGCCAGCAGGAGUUCUUCAGGAUGCUGGAUGAGAAGAUAGAAAAGGGGCAGGACUACUGCUCAGAGGAAGAGGAUAUGACAUAGCACUGAGGUCCACCAUCUGCUCCCCUGAGAGGAAGGAUUUGUCCAAUGGCAAGGACAGGCCUGUACCACAUAACCCUUACCAAACGGCCCUCUUCCUUUUAGACCAUUUCAAGGAUGGAGGGGGAGACACAUUGACCCAAACCAAGCACCUUUGCCCGGCCCUGUGUCUAUACCUACAACCCUGGCUCCCUGUAACAGAUCUACGAGUCCAAUGCGACAAUGUUUUACCCCCAAAGGAGCAAUGUUACAAGACAUGGCCAGGACUACUUUCAGCUCCAGUCCUAUUAUACUGAGCGGCUCUCCAAGUCUGUCGCCACGGUAACCGUGGACAAUAAGUACAGCAGCCGCUCGGCUCUGUGACUGUGGUCCAUUAAAAGACAACGGAGAUCCAGUCAUUUUGAACCCAUGGAUUGACUGAGACCAGUCCAUCAUGGUUAUUCGUAAUGGCUUAAAGGAACAUUUGUCAUUCCUCAUCUGAUUGGAUGAUGAACAAUCGAGGUAAUUGGGAUGGCAGAGGAAAAUGAAUCUGGGAAUUAUUCCUGGGUCGUAUUCAUUAGGCACCAAAUGAAAGAAAACAGACUGAAACAGGGAAGAACUACCAAUAAGAAACGCUAGUUGACAUUUUCUGUUGCAAAACAUUUGGCUACGGUGUGCCUUAAUGAAUGCAAUCCAGGUGGCUGAAACAUUCACUGCAUUGCAGAUAGAAACUUAAAGUAAUAGAGCUGGGGAUUCUCCCAUCAUCGUAUUGUAUCAUUGAUUCUCUUAUCAGUGUCUCUCUAUGUAGCGUAUUUCUAUCUGCAAUGUUCUGAGCGUGUCACCCCAAUGAACACACCCCUUGAGGGGAAACCGGGGUUACUUACUUCCUGCAUUCCAGGAUACUUUUUGAAUUUUCUUUUCUACAGUAUGCUCAUAAAGUACAUUCGGAAAGUAUUCAGACCCCUUCACUUUGUCCCCAUUUUAUGACGUUAGUCUUAUUCUAAAAUUGAUUAAUGUUCCUCAAUCUAUACACAAUACUCCAUAAUGACAAAGUGAAAAACUGAUUUAGACAUUUUUGCAAAUGUAUUCAAAAUAAAACGCAGAAA